AUGCCGGCAAAACGUUUGGGAAUGCUGGAAAUCGCGAAUAAAAUGGCAGAGGACAAAGGAAUAGUUACGUUCCACAAGGGCUCCCUGACGUUCGAACCAAAUGGCCUAGUCGAUAAGCAGGUCAACGUAUUCCAACCAAAUGUGACUAAUCAAAUGGUGCCUGCCUCCUUAACCAGCCUGGAGAAGAUAGGACACUCCACUUUGUCGAUGUCGUCUAGCGGUGGCGACUGGGAGGCCAGUCAAGAGCAUUUAGUACAACUGGAGAGGCGCAUUCAUGUCUGGUAUGCACAGCUGGAUGAGAUGUGCCAGAUGGUUUCUAGCCCUGAUGAACAACGUUUUUACACACAGCCUAUAAUGAGUAAGGUAAAUGGGAGCUGA
Messenger RNA from Protopolystoma xenopodis, 378 nucleotides. The record is from the annotation of a GenBank genome assembly. Lineage: Eukaryota; Metazoa; Platyhelminthes; Monogenea; Polystomatidea; Polystomatidae.